Messenger RNA from Theileria orientalis strain Shintoku, 1623 nucleotides. RefSeq lists its product as hypothetical. The record is from RefSeq and is a predicted model, not a curated record. The transcript is spliced from 10 exons. Bases 1 to 1623 code for a protein of 540 amino acids. Lineage: Eukaryota; Apicomplexa; Aconoidasida; Piroplasmida; Theileriidae.
AUGACUUUGAAUAAGGUUAUUUUAAGAUAUAGUUACAGCAAAUAUUCACAUAUUUGCCCCAAGGAUAUAUCGAAACUUAACAGAAGAUCUUUCAGUAGUUUUGUAAAAUGUUCAAGUGCUCCUUCUUCAGCCAUAACACCUUUUAACAAACAAAGCGUGAAUGAAAAAUACUCUAAUAAUAUAAUCGUUAGAUUUUACGGUAACGUUGGGAAGGAUUGGCUUCCGAAACGCAACCAGUACACAAAAUAUCGUAUAACAAAGCCAUGGACUUCAGACAGUGUAUAUGACGACAUCUUCCUUUCGGAACCUUCCAAGGAUGAUUUUUAUCCUUUCACAAAGGAGAUGCCAGUGUUUUUAAAAUUCCUGAACCUGUUGACAACUGCACAGAAUAGGAAGGAGGUGUUCGUGAAUUUCGUUAGAAGGUGCGAAAACGGACUGGUGGUGGAGAAGGACGUGUACAUAACCAAGGAGGAGCUGCUGGACUGUAUGUGGGCGAACGGGUACUCGGAAUCGGAGCUGAACGCAUUCAGGUUCGCGUUCCCGAACGACUACAAGUUCCACUACCCAGAGCUGGCGGUGUUGUUUGAGCUGGAGGAGGAGGACUGCUAUAAGUACUGCCUGAAGGAGAGAGCGAGUAACCCGGAGCAGCUGGUGGAGCUGAAGCUGAAGAAGCCGUCGAACCUAGUGUCGAGCUACGGACUGGUGUUCCUAGGCUGCUGGUUCGCACUGUCAAACGCAGUGCUGGGAAACGCAUGGUUCUUCGCAAAAACACUGCCCUUCGGAGCAGUGUUCUACCUGCUGGCCUCGUACUUCCAGAAGUGGCUGAAGGAGUACUUCUGGAAGGAGGAAAACGCACUCAUCGAGAAGCUGAGGCAGGAGAAGGACUACUGCGAAGAGGCAAUCUACGCGCAGCUGAGAAACUACCUGGAGGACUCGAAGUGCGCGGAGUACGUGGAAGGGUUCAAGUCGGAAGUGACGAAGAAGAUGGAGGAGUAUAAGAGAGCACUGCUGCUGAAGAUGAAGAGCGAAGCGACCAACCUGAUGAAGGAAAGACUAAACAGCAUGGCACUGCAGGAGUCGGCAAUAUCAAGUUCACUGGAGAAGACUAUGGUGACUGAGUUGGUGAAGCUGUUUCUGGAAACGUUUAAAACGAGCUCGGAAAUGAAGACGGAAGCGUUACUGUCAUCAGUGAACGAGUUGAAGGGAGAAUACAGUAAAAAGGACGAUCCGCUGUUUAACUUCUUCAACACGAGUCUGGAGCAAUUUCAAUCAAACAAGAGUAACAACAGUUUCGUAAAGAGGUGCAACGACGUGUUUAAGCAGAAGGAGCAGGAGUUUCUGAACACAUACACAGUGACCACUGACGAAUAUAAGGAAGUGUCCAAAUUGGCGAAACUGUGUAAAUCAAACAAGGGAUUUAACGUAAAUAAGUUGAAGGAGGAAGAUAGGUCGAAGCUUGAGCAGUUAUAUCUCAGCUUGUCGCAAAAAAUGGGAUACUAUGUUCCAGUACUACCCUUGGUCGAAAGCCAAUACAAGGACCCAUUAGUGGACAAACAGCUUACUGAGCAACUAAGCAUGGUCAGAGAGUCACGUCUGCAGGAAUUCCUACGACAAUUUGCAUAA